AUGUCUCGCCCCAUCACCAACACGCACACCACUUCAACCAUUGAGGGUAUUGCCUGUGAGUAUCAAUCUGGGAAGGUUAUUGUUGCCCAAGCCCCAAACCCGAACUCUGAAGUGGUGAUUGGCACGCCCACAGGGGCUACUAGGGCACUUGAUGCCUCUGUUGCCACGGAUGGCAUUUCAGAUGCCCAGAGGGCAUGGUACGCGCUUCUGGACGACCACAAGGCUGGCCAGUCCGAAGCGCAGCGCAUGUUGAUGAGCGCAUGUGAAAAGUCAGCGUCGGGUUGGAAGCAUCUCUUCCCACUGAGUGUGUUUGAGCGGGUGACCGAGUUCCUGAAAAAGGACGUGUUUGGUUUCGGCGUGGACGCGGAGGUGAUUUUCGGCAAGGAAGCCCCCAAGGUACAGUUGAUGAGGCGUCUAGGGAGCGGAAGCUUUGGUAGUGUUUUCGAAGUUGCCGACCGCGCUGGGAAGCGGCUGGCCAUGAAAGUUUGCGUGAACAGCGCGAAUGAGCGGUCAGCGUGGAGCCAGGAGGUGCGUUUUGGCGCUGUUCUUGCAAAUGUUCCAGGUAUGGUACAUGUGCGCGAGACGGCGUGUACUUCCGACUUUCUCUUUGUCGUGUUGGAUCUCGGGCAGGGGACGCUCCAGAGGGAGCUUGUGGAUGGCGCGAUGACCCUGCGUCGGCGCUUGUUUGUGGCCACGAAACUCUCACUUGCAGUUUCGUCCUUGCAGGAGCGCUGCAUCUUCCAUCUCGACCUCAAGCCCGAGAAUGUCGUCAUCGUCCGCCCCGAAAACGCCAACCGGGACACCGAGCCCCGCAUCAUCGACUUUGGCCUUUCGCUCUCCUCCCUCGGCCCAAUCUCUGCUACACGGCGUGGUACCCUUCGUUACCAUGCACCCGAAGUGGCAGCCGCUGGGCUUGUUACUUCCGGAGCCGACGUGUGGGCUUUGGGACUGAUGCUGUGGGAAAUCGUCGCUUCGCCAUCCCACUGCCUCCGUGAGCUGGGGUAUCGCGCGCGCCAGCCACAGGAUAUGGCAGAGUGGCGCUUGCUUAACCGUUGCAGGGGUCAUGACUACCUGAUGAAGCGUGAGUACCUCAUCACUCGUACCCUGCAGAGAGGCCCCACCGAGGCAUGGUUCACGGCCCCCGUGUGGGCGACGGAUAUUGGGCGCCACAUGCGCAUGUACGUUGAGGCGUGCCUGGUUGUAGACCCGAUGCGUAGAGCGCCAGCCGGAUAUGUUGCGCAGGGACUUUCGAAUUUCUGGAAUCACGUGAACAGCACCCAGGAUGCGCCAACCUAG
Cutaneotrichosporon cavernicola is the source of this 1296-nucleotide messenger RNA. RefSeq lists its product as uncharacterized. The transcript has a single exon. Gene Ontology annotation, biological process: protein phosphorylation. The record is from RefSeq and is a predicted model, not a curated record. Gene Ontology annotation, molecular function: protein serine/threonine kinase activity; ATP binding. NCBI's taxonomy places the organism in Eukaryota, Fungi, Basidiomycota, Tremellomycetes, Trichosporonales, Trichosporonaceae. Bases 1 to 1296 code for a protein of 431 amino acids.